GUAGUUGUUGUUAGACGUGUCAGAUUUUUCGUUUUACGUCAAAAUUUAAAAUUUUUUCCCAAUUAUUUUCGAUUUUUUAAGUUUUUUUCAAUGCCAAAAGCAAAGGAACGGCUUCGCAGCUUAUUCCGCAGGAACAAAAAGCGUAAUCGUCCUACAACAUAUCCUAAGGACGAGGAGAAAAAAGAAGAGGAGCCAGCUAAUCAGGAGGAGUCUGCAGAGCCCAGUAAGAAGGAUGAAAUGGAGAUAAUGCCCAAUCCUCCGGAAGAGGGAGAAAUGCCCUCGUACUUCCACGUGGGCGCCUUGGCAAAGGACCUUCUUAUCACCGGUUUCAAAAUCGGCGCCUGGAAAGUGGAGUGCAACACGAGGACGGACAAUGACUACUACCUGAGCACCUUCGGCGAGGGAUAUCCCACCAUGGAUUCCGUCUUUGGAGGAAUCGAGGUGUUCAAGGAAAUUGAUAACUAUAAUAUGUCCCUUGGCUGGUUCACCAACAAAGAAAUUGUGUCGGAGAUUGGAGUGCAUGGCAUCAACUUUGAAAGUCGGUGGUACGCGCUCUUGAAGUCGACAAUUGGCACAAAAGACGGAGUGACUUUUAAAACCAAGCUGAAGUGUGGCUUUGAGCGAAAUCCUGUGAAAGUGGAGCUGGUGGUACCCGUUUACAAAGAACCCCUUUUCUUGGGCUACGUCGUGGUUACUCCAGUCGAAAAUUGGCUUCUGGGAUAUCGGGCAGCUUACAACCUGGACGAUAAAGGUUUCGAUAAGCACGCUUUUUGUUUGGGCUAUAACAAUGGAAGGACCGAAGUGGGCCUGAAACUUGAGAAUUUCGAGGACCUGCGAGGAUCGAUAUUUCAACGGAUUGGCGAAAGGUGGGCCUUUGCUAUAAAGUCGAACCUUUACAGUUCUGAAAAUGUCAAACAGUUUGCGUUUGGCAUUGAGUACGACUUCCAGAAUGGAACGUUGGUGAAGGCCAAAGUGCGCGAGGACUCAAGAACAGGGUUUGUCUAUCAAACCAAAAUGGGCGAAAACAUUGAUGUCAUGUAUCACCUGGCUUUUGAUGGCGUAGACCCUGUUGGUGGAGCUCAUAGGAUAGGUGUUUCCUGGGACUUUCACUGUUAGAGAAAUAUUUAAAAGGCUUAUAUCGAAACUUUGAGACUUUGUUAGUA
This is a messenger RNA of Drosophila subpulchrella, 1163 nucleotides long. Its product is annotated as voltage-dependent anion-selective channel. Gene Ontology annotation, cellular component: mitochondrial outer membrane. The transcript is spliced from 3 exons. Gene Ontology annotation, molecular function: voltage-gated monoatomic anion channel activity. The record is from RefSeq and is a predicted model, not a curated record. The coding region runs from base 91 to 1116 and encodes 341 amino acids. Gene Ontology annotation, biological process: monoatomic anion transmembrane transport. NCBI's taxonomy places the organism in Eukaryota, Metazoa, Arthropoda, Insecta, Diptera, Drosophilidae.